Messenger RNA from Caenorhabditis briggsae, 2076 nucleotides. RefSeq names its product Protein CBR-SUR-5 (gene Cbr-sur-5). The transcript is spliced from 12 exons. The coding region runs from base 1 to 2076 and encodes 691 amino acids. Gene Ontology annotation, biological process: lipid metabolic process. Gene Ontology annotation, molecular function: acetoacetate-CoA ligase activity. Gene Ontology annotation, cellular component: cytosol. Lineage: Eukaryota; Metazoa; Nematoda; Chromadorea; Rhabditida; Rhabditidae. The record is from RefSeq and is a predicted model, not a curated record.
AUGACCGCGUCUGCAAACGGAAAGGUUCACGAAAAACACGAAAACGGUGGAUUCGUGAACGGGCAUGCCAAUGGGGAUGGAAUCGCCAGUAUCGAGACACCACAACCAAUUUACUACAAAGUUCCACAAAAUCUCGAAACGUUCGAGUUGACUCUCAGAAAACAUUUUGAGGAAAAAACGAAUCAGAAGUUCGCCGAUUACCGAGCGUUCCACCGUUUCACAUGCGACAACUACGGAAUCUUCUGGGAAGAACUGCUUAAAAUCUCGGAUGUCAAACUUCAUCAAGACUAUCAUCAGGUCAUCGAUCACAACAUGAAAAUCAACGAGAGACCAAAAUGGUUCAAUGGCGCCACUCUCAACUAUACGGAGAACGUCAUCGAGAGAGGAACAGCCACCGAUAUCGCAGUUUUGAAUGCUAGCAUUGAUGAAUCAGUGGUGGAUUACACCUAUGACCAGCUACGCAAAGAUGUCUAUCGCACUGCAACUUCUCUUCGCAACUACGGUAUCGGCCCAGGAGAUACUGUCUGUGGAUUUGUUCCAAACACCUAUGAUACCUUGGUCGCUGUUUUUGCCACUGCCGCUGUCGGAGCUGCGUGGUGCUCAGCAUCUGUUGAUUUUGGACCAGCUGGAGUUCUUGACAGAUUCAGACAAGUUCAUCCAAAGGUCUUGUUCACUGUCAAUCACGUCACAUACAAAAAGAAGCUUAUUGAUCAAACUGACAAAAUCAAUGAAAUUGUUAAAGAGCUCACAACUCUUCAAAUCGUUGUUGUCUCCGACACAUUCACCUCAGUCAAAUUUGACGGAACAAAAUACAACAACAGUGAUAAAUUCGUCUCACUAGAACAAUUCAAAACUCCAAUUGAUGAUGUGGUUCUCCCAUUUGUAUACACUCCAGUACCCUUCUCCGACCCACUAUUUGUUAUGUUCAGCUCCGGAACCACCGGAAUCCCAAAAGCUAUGGUGCACACUGUCGGUGGAACACUUCUGAAGCACAUUGAAGAACACUUGGUACAAGGAGACUCAAAGAAACAUGAUCGCAUGUUUUUCUACACCACAUGCGGCUGGAUGAUGUACAAUUGGAUGAUUUCAUUCCUCUAUUCCAAAGGUUCAGUUGUGUUGUUCGAUGAAUGCCCACUUGCCCCAGAUACUCAUAUUAUCAUGAAAAUUGCUGCGAAAACACAAUGCACCAUGAUCGGAAUGGGUGCCAAGCUGUAUGAUGAGUAUCUGAGACUCGAAAUUCCAUUUAAUGCCAUCUACGACCUGUCCAGAAUUCACACAGUCUAUUCGACGGGUUCUCCCCUGAAGAAAGAAUGCUUCGCAUACAUCAACACUUACAUUGCUCCAGGCGCACUGAUUGCAUCAAUUUCUGGUGGAACUGACAUCAUUGGUUGCUUUGUUGGAGGUAUCAAAUCGUUGUCAAUCACACCAGGAGAAUGUCAAUGCUUGUUCUUGGGAAUGGACAUUAAGUCUUUCAAUUAUAUGGAUGAGGAGAUUACAAAUUCUGAUGAACAAGGAGAACUCGUCUGCGUUACACCAUUUCCAUCCAUGCCAUCUCACUUCCUUAAUGACAUGGACGGCAAGAAGUAUCGCGAUGCCUAUUUUGCCCGUUUGGAACCAUUCUGGGCUCAUGGAGAUUUUGUUCGUGUCAACCAUUCCACUGGAGGAGUCGAGAUGUUGGGACGAAGUGAUGCCACUCUCAAUCGUGGUGGUGUUCGUAUUGGAACAGCUGAAAUCUACUCGGUUGUUGAGAAGAUUCCACAAAUUGCUGAUUGUAUUGUGGCCGGUAGAUUAGUCGAAGAGGGCAUGGACGAGGAAGUUCUGCUUUUUGUUAAAAUGGUUCCGGGUCAAGAGCUGACACACACUAUUCAAGCAGCAAUUGUUUCCAAACUUCGAAACGACAUGUCGCCACGACACGUGCCAAACAAGAUCUACGCUGUUGAUGAUAUUCCGUAUACAUCAAGCGGAAAGAAGGUGGAAGUGGCUGUAAAGCAAAUUGUAAGCGGAAAAGCUGUGCAGAAGGCAUCUUCCAUUCGCAACCCAGAAUCUCUCGACUAUUUUGUUCAAUACAGAUUGUAA